AUGGAGCCAUCGUCGUCCGGGAAGGGGAAGGUGGCGACCGAGCUCGAUAUCGAGCUGCCUCGUAAAGUGGCGGAGAUCGAGAGCAUCCUGGGCUACACCUUUCGCAACAAAUCGCUCCUUGUGGAGGCGAUUACCCAUGAUUCCUACGCCGAUCAUCCAUCCUACCAGCGCAUCGAGUUCGAGUUCGUCGGCGACGCUGUCCUCAGCCUUGUGGUUUCUAAGUACCUGUACGAAACGUACCCAGACACCGGUUCCGACAACCUCACCGCCCUCCGCCACGCCAACAUUUCCAAUGAGAAGCUCUCCCGCGUGGCCGUCCGCCUCGGUCUCUACCGUUUCCUCCGCCGCAACUCCCCUGACCUUGAUCAAGCGGUGAGCGAGUUCACGGAUCUAGUGACAAGGGAGGAGGAAGAAGACGAUGGAAGGAUUUCCUACGGCGGUAGUAUCCUAGAAGCCCGCAUCGUAUUGGCUGGCAUGGUCGAGUCCAUCGCAGCAGCGAUCUACUGGGACUGUGAUUCCGACCUCAAAUUAGUGUGGAAGAUUUUCAGUAAGAUUCUGAUACCAUUCAUCACGUCGGAGACCAUGGAACAACACCCUGUGGAGGCCCUCAACAUGCUGUGUCAGAAACGGUGCAAAGCUCUGGAGUUUCUCCCCUCAAGGCGCGGUUCUUCAUACACAGUGGAUGUUAUUAUUGAUGGCGUGAUUAUGGGCACUGGAUCUGACAGGCAAGUGGCAAUCGCAGAGUUAAAUGCUGCCCGAGAUGCGCUGUCAAAGCUUCCUGGCAUGGAGGAAGGUAGUUUCGACGAUGAUGAUGCGGAUGCCGGUCAACAUCUCCACAAGCAGAGAUUAUAUGUUUACUGUGACAAAAAGCGCUGGAUGAAACCAUUAUACAAAAUUGACAAAGAAGAAGGUCCUGCACAUAGUAAAAAAUUCACAUGCUCAGUUACAGUUGGAUCGAAGGAUUACAGGUUCAGUGCUUGCGGUGACCCAGAGCCAAGAGUGAAAUAUGCAGAAAAUUCGGCAGCACGUCGGAUGUUAUCCAUUUUGCAUCGCCCCGUUGAGGAUUAAGGGCAUCCACAUUGGAGCUUUUUGUGAACUCCUUAGUUUUCUCUUUCCUAAUGAGUCAAUAGAAAUUAAGGAGCUGGGUUAGAAAUUUCGAAUCUGUCUUCCAUUUUUGGUAGGGACCAACAUUGGAGAUGUUCUUACCCAUCAGGAUUCCUAACUUCGAAUAAUCUGCACUGCUGCUCGUACUUAGUCUAAGAUGUUUUUUCCAAGGACAUCUAUAGCUGUUCUAAGUAUUGCAAAAAUCUAGUUUUUAAUAUCUUUGA
Zingiber officinale is the source of this 1328-nucleotide messenger RNA. Its product is annotated as ribonuclease 3-like protein 2. Gene Ontology annotation, cellular component: nucleus; cytoplasm. The coding region runs from base 1 to 1068 and encodes 355 amino acids. Lineage: Eukaryota; Viridiplantae; Streptophyta; Magnoliopsida; Zingiberales; Zingiberaceae. Gene Ontology annotation, molecular function: ribonuclease III activity; RNA binding. The transcript is spliced from 4 exons. Gene Ontology annotation, biological process: siRNA processing. The record is from RefSeq and is a predicted model, not a curated record.